ACCCGUAGCACCACCACCGCUGCUGCACCGACUGCUUCCGCGCUGCCGGACGGCGGGGAUCUGCGAGAACCCCCCGACGACGGGGAUCUACGAGAACCCCGUACGGCGAGCGAGCGGCUCGGCUGCUGAUCCUGUCGGCCUCGCGGAUCUGGCCCAAGAUGCACGAGCUGCGGGAUAACCGUGGGAAGUGCCUGGGCUUUCCUCCCGCUGCAGCGGGGUGAAUCAUCGGCGCGGGGUCUCAUCUGAUUUUUUCAGGUACGACCCCCUAAGCUACGCCCUCAACGUCGAGAUGGAUCGGAGGGUAGCUCCGUCUUCUCUCCUUGUCAACCCGGGUCCCGGCAUCGCCGCCACGCGACGGUGACGGCGGCGGAGGUGGAUUCAAUGAUCUCAAGAGGGUUCACGGAGUCGAUGGGAUGGAGGCACCCCUUUAAUUAUCAUGAUUCGACGGUUAACUAAACCAUCCGAUCCGAUUUAAUGGCAAAAUUUUCACAGUCUUUCCCUUUUAUUUCUUCCAAGAUUCGUUUGGUGUUCUCUUUGUUGUUUGAUGGCAACAACUUAAUGCUUUCGAAGGAAAAUAAACCAGUUCAAUUUAAAUCAGAAUGGUCCAUUUUAAAUUAGAAAACAAAAUGCUGCCUUCUUCUAUUGAGUUCAGAUUACCACUGAAAAAGAUUCUCCAGUUCUCACCCCUUGCGACUUGUUCAAGGAGACUAUGUGGAUGUACUAGUGAAAAUUUGUCAUUGCGCAAGUUCUAUGCGACAGAGAGGUUCGUGUCUUGUCUGCAAGCAUGCACGGAUAUCAGAUUGCUAAGAAAGAUUCAUGCUCGCAUUUUCACUCAUGGACUUGUAGAUAACAGUUAUCUUCAAUCCAAGCUCUUGAAUUGUUAUGCUAAGUUUGGUGGUUUAGCUGAAUCUAGAUGGGUAUUCCAUAAGACUGUGAACAAAAAUAUUGCUCUUUGGAAUUCUGCUAUUGUUAGCUACUUUAGAGCUGGCCAUUUUGAGGAAGUUCUUAUGUUGUAUUUAAAUAUAAAGUAUAAAGGAAUUGAUGUUGCUAGUUCAGCUAUUAAUUUUGGUUUAAAGAGUUGUAUGGAACUCAUGAACAUAGAGUUCGGAAGAUCUGUCCAUGUAGAUGCCUUCAAGGUUGGUCUAAAUGAUGAUAGGUUUAUUGGUUCUUCACUAAUUGCUUUAUACUUCAAAUUUGGAAGUAUCAAGGAUGCAGAACGAGCAUUUAUAGAGAUCAUAGAUAAGGAUGUUGUUGUUUAUACAGCAAUGGUUACUGGAUAUGCAGAAUUUACUGAUUUCAAUGCACGGGGGGCAUUUGAAAUUGUUACUGUCAUGCACAGGGAAGGGCUAAAUGCAAACAGGGUGACCCUUGUGAGCUUGCUUCAGGCAGCAGGGCAGUUACGAGAACUUGAACAGGGCCGUUCAGUCCAUUGCUAUGCCCUCAGGAGAGGGAUUGGUGUCUCAGAUGAGGUCCUGCUGACCAGUCUCGUGGAUAUGUAUGCUAAAUGUGGUGCCAUUUCCAUAGCAGCUUCUGUUCUUAGGCAAACGAAGAAAAAGACUGUUGCAUCAUGGAAUGCACUGAUAGCUAGGCUUAGUCAACUUGGGCAGAGUUCUGAAGCUUUAAAAUAUUUCUGUCUUAUGAUGCAAGACAAUAAUCUUUUUCCAGAUUCCAUCACCUUGGCAAAUGUGCUGUCAGCUUGUUCUAAUUGGAAUCUGGUGCAGCACACCACAAGUCUUCAUGCCUACAUAAUGAGAAGAAAUAUUCAACUUGAUGAAGUUCUGACCACCACUCUCAUUGAGCUGUACUCCAAGUGCCAUAAAAUGAAAAGAGCAAGGAUAUUGUUUGAUCAUCUGAUCUGCAGAGAUACAAUAGUGUACAAUGUCAUGAUUUCUGGUUAUCUCCACAAUGGGUUAGUUGAAGAGGCUAUUAACAUGUUCAGCGAUAUGAUUAGGGAAGCUGCAAGACCAAACUUUGCAACAGUGGUGAGUCUAUUAUCAGCAUUUGCUGAUGUGGGAGAUGCAAGAAAAGGCAGGUGGGUUCAUGGUAUUGUGAUCAGAUAUGGACUUGAAUUAGAUUUAGAUGUUUCCAAUUUGAUCAUGCACAUGUAUGCAAAGUGUGGGCAAAUUGAGAAUGCGAAGAUGAUUUUCAAUUUGAUAACAGAUAAAGACUUGGUUUCAUGGACGGUGAUGAUGAUGGGUUAUGUAAAUAUUGGUCUUGCUGAUGAAGCUACUGCAAUGUUUCAGAAAAUGCAGAGAACAGGUGAAGAGCCUGAUUCACCUGUCAUUGUAACUCUACUUCAGGCACAUGCUCAACUGGGUAGUUCAGAACCAGUUCAAGAAAUUCAUGGGUAUAUUUACAGAACUUGUCUGGUAGAAGAUAUUGCCACCAUGAAUUCUCUGAUACUUACAUAUGCAAAGUGUGGAAGAGUAGAUGUUGCAGAAGCUGUAUUUAAAGGUAUGACAAGACCUGAACUGGCAUCAUGGAAUACGAUGAUUGCUGCAUAUGGCAUUCAUGGCUACUGUACACAAGUGCUUGAGAUGUUUAGUCAAAUGCAAAGGGAAAAUUUGAAGCCGGAUGAGUUGACAUUCAGUUCUGUGCUUUCAGCUUGCAGCCAUGCUGGGCUGGUUGAAGAGGGUUGGCGCAUCUUUAGUUCCAUGAAUUCAGAUUAUUUGGUUGCCCCACAAGAAGAGCAUUACAACUGCAUGGUUGAUUUACUUGGUCGAGCAGGUCAACUUGAAGAAGCAUACAAUUUGGUGAAGUGCUCUCCAUUAAGAGACAGGGCCAGUGCAAUGUGCACUCUACUUGCUGCUUGCAAGGUCCAUAAGAACACAAAACUAGGGGAACUGAUUGGGCAGGAACUCCUAGACCUAGAGCCCCAGGUGUCAGGUACUUAUGCUCUCAUGUCAAAUGUAUAUGCUCAGUCUGGUAACUGGAAUGAAGCUGCAAAAGUGUGGACUACAGCUAGACAAAGAGGAUUGGCGAAGAUACCUGGCUAUAGCUUGGUUGAACUGAAUGAGUGUGCUUGUGGCGAUUGAAGCCCUAGAGGAAUCUUUCAAGUUACAAUUAAGAAUUUCAAUUGACUCUUGGAUUUUCUUCGAUGGAAAAGAAUCUGCUGGUCAUUCGGUCAACUCUCUAGUAAAGCAUGCCAUGUAGGAAAAUCGAGUUAUUGAAAUUCUAUGGAACUAAGAUUUUAUACAAGGAAGAUGGAGGUGGAGCACGAUGCUGAAUAACCUCAAGUAUCAAAUCUGUCAAAUUUGUGUCUACUUGUCAAUGACAUUCAUGAUAUAUGGUGAUAGAAAGAGCUCCUAUGAGUUGUUCAGUUGAUCAAGUGAUUCAGACAUGUUCCUAUUGCACUGGCUGAUCUUUACUUGGGGUACAUCCAAAGGAUUUCUUGUUAACCAGUUUGUGGAGCACUUCUGACACAGUAAGUUACUCCAUGGUACGGAAGUUACGAGAUUCAGAAGUGAUCAAUAAGAAGAAAAAAGUUGAAGCUCUGAUAGCAUUUUCUUUCACAUUGGGUCUGGCUACAAACAAAAUGAAAAUCAAGAGUGUUCUUCUGUGAAAUUCCUGCAAAUCAGAAACAACAGGCUUUGGAUAUCAUCUUUCAUUCUGCUGAAGGAUGCUUAACAGUUAAUUACCUAGGAUCAUACUUUACCUCCUAGGCUAAAGAAGCAAGAUUAUCAAAGCUUGUUCGACUGAACCAGGUAAGUGCUGGCCAAAUAAAUUAUCAUCUAUUCUGGGAGAGUCCAGCUUAUUAUAAAGUCUUUCUUGCUCAGCACCCAAGUGUUCUUGAGUGGCCGCUUUAUUCCAAGGCAAGCAGUAAAAGAUAUGGUAUGACUAUGUGAAAAAUUCUUAUGGUCUCUCUCUGAGCUCAAGGGGAAAUGCGGUUUAAUUUGCUUGGCUGUGUUUCUGCGAACCCUUCUUUAAGAAGGAACGGAGCAGCAUCAUCGAAGCGUUUAAUGGACAUACUUUCCUGAAGUGCGUUGAGCAUUUGGAGUCUGAAGCCACCAAUGAUGGAUGUUAACAUUUAUGAGAACGAGAGCUGACUAUAUGGAAAUGGGUUGGCAUUCGAUUGGGAGAUAGAGAACUGCAAGUGUUGUUCGGACUUCGGAGAUGGACUGAGAUGAUUAGACCCGCCACCGUUACAUGAUUAUUCUUCCACCAGUUGUUUCUGGAUGUAGGUAGAAUACAGAGCGAAUUCAGGUACUAAUUAUCGUGUAUGACCUUGCAACUUGUACCUAUUACGAUAAAGAAUAUUCUGUUAUUUUCAAGAUCUUAAAUUUUAA
This is a messenger RNA of Musa acuminata subsp. malaccensis (wild Malaysian banana), 4286 nucleotides long. The record is from RefSeq and is a predicted model, not a curated record. Lineage: Eukaryota; Viridiplantae; Streptophyta; Magnoliopsida; Zingiberales; Musaceae.